Molecule: messenger RNA, 8104 nt
Organism: Anolis carolinensis (green anole)
Lineage: Eukaryota; Metazoa; Chordata; Lepidosauria; Squamata; Anolidae
Gene: creb3l2
Product: cAMP responsive element binding protein 3 like 2
Exons: 12
Coding region: 240-1802 (520 amino acids)
Biological process (GO): regulation of transcription by RNA polymerase II
Molecular function (GO): DNA-binding transcription factor activity, RNA polymerase II-specific; cAMP response element binding
Source: RefSeq, a predicted model, not a curated record
GCGGCCUAUGAUUGGCCGGAGCUUUGGUGGGGGUUGGAGGGACGGCUGUGGCUGGUGCCAGUCUGAGGUUGGAGGUCUUGGUGGGAGGGUCUCCCUCAGAGCGAAGUUGGCAGCCUGAGGGAAGGGAGUAGGAGCAUUGAUCUGCCUCCCUUAUGGGCCAAGGCUGUUCUUGUUGACUUGGUAUCAAAGGUGUGCUUUCGUGGCCUCUCUCCUGCCUCUGCCCUCUGUGAUUCCUAGCCAUGGAAGUGUUGGAAAAUGGGGAGCAGAACCUGUUGCAUUGGGACCGGAAGCUGAGCGAGCUGUCAGAACCGGUGGACUCCGAUGGCCUGCUCUACAACACGCAUUUCACAGAGCUCCUUGAUGACUUUUCCCAGGAUGUUUUGGGGCAGCUCCUGAAUGACCCUUUCCUGUCUGACAAAGAUGAGAUGAUGGAAGUAGAGCUGUCUCCGGCUUCUCCUGCGCCCCUGAUUCAGGCUGAACACAGCUACUCUCUUUGUGGUGACUCGCGACCCCAGUCCCCACUUACCCACAUGUCAGCUGAUGACAAUUUCAAUGAAGCUGACUUGGACAAUGAAAACUGGUGCCUGGGUUCAGAACUUACAUCAACCACUGUAAAGACAGAACCAUCUGUGGGAGAAGCACCGGGCCUUGCACCCUCCAUCAGCCUCACCACCACCCCUAUUCCCACAGCCCUGGAAGGAGAUGAACCCCAGACACAGGAUAAUGGCAUGGCUAAAUCGCUGAGUCACAAAUCUCUUCCGGAGAUCAAAUUGGAGCCACACGAAGUGGAUCAGUUCCUCAACCUUUCUUCAAAGGAAGCAGUGGACACCCUGCACAUGCCCCCAACCCCUCCCAGCAGCCACGGCAGUGAUUCAGAAGGCAGCCAGAGCCCAGCCAGGUCCCUCCCACCAUCAAGUCCCACACAGUUGCAAGCCACUGUCAAAGUGACAUCACGCUCAGCUUCAGCGCUCACCAAUUCCCCUCUCUUAACAGCGCCACAUAAACUUCAGGGCACAGGUCCUCUGAUGUUGACAGAAGAAGAAAAGAGAACGUUGAUAGCAGAAGGGUAUCCUAUCCCUACAAAACUGCCCCUUACAAAAGCCGAAGAGAAAGCACUGAAGAAGAUCAGGAGGAAAAUCAAGAACAAGAUCUCUGCUCAAGAGAGCAGGAGGAAAAAGAAAGAAUAUAUGGACAGCCUGGAAAAAAAGGUUGAGACCUGCUCAAAUGAGAACAGUGAGCUUCGCAAGAAAGUUGAAGUGCUGGAGAACACAAACAGAACACUCCUGCAGCAACUGCAGAGACUCCAAGCCAUGGUGGCUGGCAAAGUGUCACGCUCAUGUAAAGCUGCAAGCACACAAACAGGGACCUGCAUCAUGGUGGUGGUAUUAUGCUUUGCCAUUACUUUUGGCAGCUUUUCUCAGAUUUAUGGUCCCAAUUCCUCAAUCACAAAGGCAGUCCUGCCAACCCAACAUUCCACACCAGAAACAUAUGCAGCCUCUAUAGUGAGGUCAAGAAGCCUACUAAUUUAUGAUGGGGCUUCCCCACUGGAGGAACAACACUUCUCUGAUCGCAGCAGUAACUGGGACAGGCACUUGGAGGCCUCCACACAUUCAGCCCUGUCUUUGGAAUCUCUGGCCAGAUCACAUCAUGACCAGGUCAUGGAGAUCAUGAUAGCCAAUGAGACAAGGCUAGAGAAGUCUGUGUUGGUGGAGCUACAGCAGCACAGAAUCAGCUCAGAGCUAGAAGCAAAUGAAACAUUAAAGAUCAUUGAAAUUGACAGAAGAGUGAAUGCUACAUCUUAAAAAGAAUUUUAAAAUUGGGGAAAUUAUCUUCUUUCCAACCAAAAGUCUGAGGAACUUUUCACUGUCAGUUGAUCCAAAGCACUUGUCUGAACCCUGCAAUAGGUUAUAAGGAAAUUGACUUUGGCCUGCAGUCCUUGUCCUUUUCUUCCCUGUCUCCAGGUUUUCCAACUUAUACUCUUCACUUUGCCUUUUCACUCCUACCGCCCAAGGGGAAUGAAUCUAAAGGCAGCAAGUGCCAAAAAGGUGUUUGCUGGUGAAGAUAGGAUGGGAAUUGGUAUGUCUUCUACAUGAAAUACAGAAUGGAUAACCAAGCGGUCUUUGCAUCCCUGUAAAAAUUGUAGAUGUCUUGUCUCUAUUUUCUUACAGUGUAAUAAAAUCUAUAAAAUCUCCUGUUCAGAAUGUAACCAGGAGCUGCAUCAUAUGAUUGGGCUAAGGGUAACAUAUAUCCAGUACCCUACAUAAUCAAGGGUUUUUUUAAAAACAGGGAACUGUAACAAUGAGUUGACAAACAUCUAAAAUGCUUCAAGAGUAUUUUUCUUAACUACUUAGGUUCCAAUUUGGUGGAGCAAAAUCAUAACCCCAGGAAUGGCAGUGAAACCAGAUUGUAUAUUUGUGAAAUUUUAGGAUGGAUAUCCACUACCCUGUAUCUCAGGAUCUGAUCCCAUAUUAUCUGCUUUGAACUGGAUUAUAUGAGUCUAUACUGCCAAAUAAUCUAGGAUAAAGAGAAAAUCUGAGAUACGAUCCUAGGGUAUAGGACAGUGUAGAUCCAGCUUUAGUGGUGAAUGGGGACCCAAUAAAGUCCUGAGUGAUCAAAAUGGCAUUUUGGGCUGGGUGGGUUAAUUAAUUAACUAUAAGAAUUCAAUAGUAUGAGAACAUCAGGAAUCAGUAGUUUUUUUAAUCUCGCUAAAACUAACAAUUAUUUUCACCUCAUGGAGACAUCUCCCUGUAAGGACUGGAAAAAUUCAUAUUUGCCUUGUUAUUAUAUUUUAGUUGUAAUAGUGUAGGAGAGGGAUAUAAGAAACCCAAAUGAUUUUGCUAAAUCUUUGAUAUGUAUGAUGGUAUAACUUGAGUGUAUCCUUCAAACAGCAGUACAUUUUAUGAGCUGGACCCAGAACACACUGUUCAAACCUUUCCUCUUGAGUAGGGCAGGACACACAUUAAUAACUAGGAGUCUGAAUUACUGCAGAUCAGCUUUUUUUAAACCAUGAAAGCUAUGAAUAGACUGAAGGAGGGAAAAUUCAUGCCUUUCAUUUGGUCCUUUGGCUACAGAUGGGGACUAUGAUAAGACGAAGUAGUGAAGCAUCUACACAGUCAGGCUAGAUAUGGGGAGACCUAAGAUCAGAUCUCCAUUUGGUCAUGAAGCUCAUUGCCUUCUGAGAAAUCUUGGACUUGUUACCAUCUCCAAGUCUCAUCUGCUUCACAGAGCUGUUCUGAAGCUAAUAUAAAUAGAGGAACCACUUUGAACUCCUUGUACAAAAUGUGGGAUGCAUAUGAGAAAAAUGAAUACUCUGUUCAGCGUUGGCUAAAGUUGUUCUCUUUGAGACAGGGCUGGAUGUGCUAGGCUGAGUUCUCAGACCUAAUUUCAGAUUAGGAAAGUAACACAGGAAUAUGAAACCAAUAUUACCGAACAUGGUCUCCUGACUCUGCCUUUUCCCCUUCCUUUACAUGUUCUCUUCUUUUUUACUACUGUAAGACUGACAUACUUCCCUGAUUUUCCUAAAAGGUGAACAAGCUCAGUUUCUCUCUGACUGUGCUUGGUCCACAUAAGAGAUGGGGACACUAGAAUCAAACUGUUUGUAAUCCAGAGUUCCAUUUUUGCAGGUCUAUCAUAUAGUCAGGAUUUCUGGUUGCUCAGAUUUCCCCACCCUCCCUGCUCCUUUCUGUUGUAAAUAGUAUUUAUUCAUUCUUAUUGUUUUUGUAACUUCAGCUGGCAGCUGGAAUGACCAGCCAAAGUGGUAAAAUCCUUAAUAAAUCCUCUUGGUGAUCUUUGAGAUACCUUUAGUGUUAGGGUCCUGGUAUUCAUUUUUAUAGUAUUCAACAUAAUCAUCCCCCCAAACUUUUUCCAGUCCCGUAUUUUCCUCCUUUUUUGCAUUGUACAUGCAUUUCAAGCAGAUAUUGCAGUGAAAGCCAGUAAAGGUUUCAUCCUCCUAUUUUAUUUGGCAGUUUCCAAUGUAACCUGAAAUGAGCACAGCUUCCACAUUGGUUGCCUGAGGCCAAUUUUACGAUCAGAAAAUAAGUAGAUGUCUGUUCCAGUUCUCAAAUAGGAGGCAGUGGAGAUCGUUGCUACAGUUUUUUCUAGACCCGUCAUCCUAAUCUUCACACUCUUCCUAGGGACACUGAAGGAACAAGCUCAUCUUUUUUUUAAAAAAAAAGGUAAGAAGACAGACCUUUAAAUCCUAAGUAUAAUUCCUGCCAGGGGGCUCUGAUAAAGUUUCAGCAGUCUGCUUAGCUGUUUCUAAAUUAUGCCUUCAGUUGCCUUUUGAUGGGUCAUCUAGGGAAUGGGCUGUAUACAUAGAUAUCAUCCUUAGACCAACCAUGCUAAUUAAAUAACACUGUCUGUUAUUGAUUCUACAUGUCUGUAAGAAGUUGGGAAAGCUGGUGGGUGGGUUAUGCAAGGAGAAGGCGUUAUUUUUAAACUAUUUGUUUAUGGAAAUCACGCAUGAGGUCAGUUAUGCUUCUUAAUAGUAAUUCUAGGCCACAAAUGAGAAACUAAAGUAUGUAGAUAGCAGAUUUCCUUUGCCAUGUAAAUACUUCAGUUCUAUUGCUACCUUUUCCGGGGCGUUUUCUGUAAAACAAUUCAAAUGUGUUUUAAGUACCCUGAGCUUCCUAGACAAAUUUUAGCUGACAUAAAAGGAUGACUUCCCCAUUUCACAUCAUGCCGAAGGUCUGGCUUUUUUCUUUGCCUAUAUUUAGAAUUGUUGUCCAUUUUUUGUAUUGUAAAUUGAGAGCCAAUGUCAAAUGUUUUAGAAAGCCCAAUACACUAUUUUUGGAAUAGAUCAGUAUAUAGAGUUUCUUUUGUUUCAUUUUGUUUAAACCUUCAAUUUUAUGAGUCUAGACACAAUUUGGAUGUCAGUCGAAUGAGUAACAUUAAUGGCUACAUAGGACAAGAUUUCCACAAAGAACACAAGAUCUUUAAUGUCAAUAGUCCAUUGUGUAACUUCCCACACCAUCACCACACAUAAAGAGCACAAGGUGUAUAUUGAGAUAUUUCCCCCAACUCAGUGAUAAUUCUCCUGUAAUUAAUACAUCACAAUAACUGAAACGGCAAAGCAUACCUCUGUAUUUUAGAUAUUUGCAUAAAAUAUAUAAUAUUUUGGCAUAUAUAUAUAGUGUAGUAUACAUUUUAGUUGGCAUAUUAAUAUUUUAUGCCAGAUAAGAAAAAUCGGAUAGAUAUUUCUAACUUAGAAAGAAGUUGAUUGAUUUUUCCCCGCCUAAGGAACUCUUACCCUAUUUCUUCCACAAAGGGAAAAUACAUAAAUAAAGGGAAGUUGUGAAAAAACUUUCUGAUCCGCUUUAUUUUCUUACUUAUAUAAUAAGGAAAGGUAAUCUAACCUAUUGUUUCUCUCUAAUUAUUUUGAAAACACAUUACUUUAAGAGCCCAUUUAUAUAAAAAUAAUUGUGAAACCCAAAAUAAUUGGUAGUACGUCAGGAAUGAAUUUGUUAUGUCAUGUAGAAGUGGAAGACUGAUAAAAAAACUGAGGUCAGAUGGAAAAUAUGCAGUUUUGCUUAAUUAUUGAUUUACUGCUUUUAAAUGUUUAUAAAAUAAGUGCAGUACUAUGAGUCACUGUUAUGAGAAACUACUUACAGCCCAAUUAAAAACAAUUUUUGAGAUGUGUAAUUUUUCUUUGAAAUUUGUCAAUUCUUUUUCCACAAUUAAAUGUACAGAAUUUUCCAGAAGUAUGGGGGGUGCCUGGUGCAGUGUUUUCAGUUAGCUGGCUCAAAAUAUUCAAAUCAACUAUUUAAAGCUAUUUAGAUCGAUCUCAUCCCAGUUCUGCUUUGGCUUCUUCUGUCUUUUGAGAAUGCAGAGUGAGGGCAGGAAUGGAUGAGUUGAUAUCCACACUAUACAUAAAAUGUUCUAUACCAGGCAUUUAUCAUAUGCGGCAGGCAAAUUGUGAUUACAGCAGUACAAUAGCAUCAUUGACUGGAAUACUAUUGCAAGGCUUUUUUUUAACAAAAGGAGGUAUUUAACAGACUUGUGUUUGUAACAGAAACACUUUCCAGGCUGUGUCGCACUGGGAGAGCCAGGAAAGGAGCAAUGUCAUGCGAUUAAUCCCAUUGUUCUGCUGUAAUUGUUAUUUGCCUGCUACAUGUGAUAAACUCCUAAGAAUGGGAAGAGCUGUGCCAGGAUGUUAGAUAAUGGCCUCCAUUUGACUUGGCAAGUUGUAAGUUUUCAAAAUGUUAGCCAUGGAGAACACAGUGUAAAAACCCCUUUGCUAAAGCAGAUUAAGUUUUCUUUUAUAAAACUAGGUCAAGUAGAUCUUUUUCUUCACACUUCAUACAUAUCUUCUCCACUUCCUCUGCAAUUAUUACAUGCAGGACUAUUGAUGGCUUUCCCACUUCUCAUGGUUCUGUGUAUUUUAAUAGGAAGGAAUAGGGACAAAACAUAGGGAUUAGUCAUGGUUAUCCAUGUCUCUCUUUAACAAACAUUUUUUUAUUCAGAGACAUCAUCUGUGAUGUUGUAUUUCCAGGACUGUCUGAUCAUAACAUGCAUUGCAAAUCUGAAGUUACAAUAUUGAAAUAAUUAACACCUCUAGCUUAAUUUAGUUUGGUUCACUUGAUGGUAUAUAUUAAUUUGUAACAAUAGCUGUGAUGAAAGUUUUUGUCUCUUUCUAUAUGUAGAUAUUUGUGCUACUUACUUGAGUUGAAUCCCCAUUGAUUUUGGUAACCUGUUUUCACCAGCUUCUCUGUUAAGUCAGACUUGGGAUGUUCUGGGAUGAUUUGCUAAAUCAGCACAAGGAGGAGAUGGCAGAAGAGCAACAUCUUGCUGUUCUCAGUAGGCUCAGGCAAAAGCAAACUGCAGCAAUUUCCCAUGGCUUCACCUAGUUUUUCCUAAUUUAGCGCUUGCCAUUUUUACUGCCUUCUAAACAUCAUUUUUAUUAUGUGCUGAAAAUCAAGAGGCCUGAUCCCUAGAGGUUGUUCUACUGAAUGGAAAACAAUGUGCAUCAUUGUUUUUCAUAGACGGCAUAUUUCUAUUUUAUGUUUGGCUUCCUGAUGUUACUAAACCAAGCAUUGGGAUCUGUAAAAAUCAUCAAAUCAUAAGAUAUUUCUCUGAGACGGAGAGAGCUCUACAGUAUCUAAGUCUCAAACUAAAAAGGUUGAACACAACUUAGCAUUGAUUCCCAUAGGGAGGUAGGAUGAAAUUUCCCCCUGAAUGUAAAGGUGCGGGCUCUAGACAUCUCUAAACUGAAAUCCAUGGUUCAUAAAAUGAAGUUUCAUUGACCAUGGACGAUGAUCUUGAAGGAGCCACUUCCUCCACCAAAGAUAACUCCUACCUCACUUUGCACCAUAAUAUGGAGUACAUCCAUCUUGACUACAUGGUAACUGAAACAUGAAUGCUAUAGUACCUUGCUGAAUCAAAGAAUGAUUGCCUUGACUGUCAGGAUCAGUUGCAUUCAGUGUACGUAGAGGUAAUAGAGCUGUGAUGUAUUGCAUGCCUAAAGGCAGUAGCAUCUAAAUGAAAUGCUUAAGUCCCCCUAAAAUAAAGGUUAUAAUUUUACAUGUCGUCUGCACUUGAUCCUAUUCAUGUUAUCAACAAUAAGGCAAUUGUGAACUGGAUGUAGGAUUGCAACAAACCAUCAGAUGUGUCAAAACUGAGACACCUGGCCAUUUAAAUUGACAUCUAUUUACCCAAAGUUUCACGUUAUUCUUUCUGUUAUACGUAUAUUGAAAAGCAUUUGAGGUGUUUUGCAUUUAAAUGAAAUUGGCCCUGUAAAACAUGGCAAGUGCUUAGCAAAGUUCAUGAGAAGAAAUCAGAAAAAAUGUUAAAUUAUUAGAUUGUCCUUUUUGAAUUAAAUUGUUCAGGUUCUUCACUGCAUUCUUUUAACUUUGUACAGCUUUUUUGUAUUUGUACUUUUUCUAUAUAUGCACUGCUUUUCUAAGAGUGUCCUCAUAAUGAUCACACAUAUUGCAAACUUAAGGGGUAAGGAAGAUUUUUUUAAUGUAAGGAACCUUUUAUUAAACAGACAUGUCUAAAACCAAAUAGCAAACUCUAAGUGCUUUUUUGUAUGUAGCUGAGUAAAGUGAGUGUAUGUAAUGCUUUAUCUGUUUCUUUGCAAAUAAAUAUUUUCCUAAAGAAAAAUAAA